Molecule: messenger RNA, 4829 nt
Organism: Leptopilina boulardi
Lineage: Eukaryota; Metazoa; Arthropoda; Insecta; Hymenoptera; Figitidae
Product: ataxin-7-like protein 1
Exons: 6
Coding region: 395-2068 (557 amino acids)
Source: RefSeq, a predicted model, not a curated record
CCUUAAGUACUACUCAACUGUCAUUUACCUGAAAAAAGUGUAUUGCCGGGGUUACAUAUAAUCAACAUACUUAGUCUUUUUGAAACCACUUAUUGGUUUGUAGUAAAUAUACGGUUCAGUAGUUUACUAUUUAUAUUUUAACAAUACUUGUACAUAUGAACAUUACUUUUGACACAUAAUGAAAAAAAUAUUUAUACUAACAAAUCAAAAUCUAUUAAAAUUUUACACAUUUUAUUCUAUGUUUUUAAGACUUACUGUUUAUAGCAAUAAAUAAAGUGAAGAAGAACAAUUUUAUUAUUGUAUACAAUAUCAAAUACUAUAUUUUGUGAUUUAGUGUAGAGUUAAUUUUGAGUACAGUGAUAUAUAGUACAUAUAUUUUGUGCUUGCUUUUGGAAUGUCAGGAAGUGAUAGUCCUACAUUUUUUCACGGACAGCCGUGGUCAAAUUGGAUUGAAAGAAUUGGCCGAGAUAAACCACUAAGUGACGAUGAAUCGGAAGUUGAGCCCAGAAGUUCAGUUACACGACUCUCAGUGGACGACAUUGACCUGUAUGGAUUUUGUCCAGAAAGAGAUAGUUUUUACGGAGUGGUUUGUGAAAUAUGCAACGCUAUAGUGAAACCACAAGCUUUAAUUCAGCAUAUGGAAACUAGACAUCCAUCUGGUAUGGUAAAUCUUCCUCCACCUUCUAAUCCUAUUACUAAAUCUCCUAUGAAGACACCAUACUGUAAAUUAUCUAAAUUAAAAAAAAGUCAUUCAACGUCUCAGCUUCAAGUCAAUCAUACAUCCAUAAAAAGAAGUGGGGAUCACGACAGUAUACAGUCAACUAUAUCGCUUUCUGCUCCACAUUCUCCAUUGGAAACUUUAUCAGGACAUUCAUCAUUCUGUAAUACAGUCGUUUCCUCAAGCCCUAACAAAAGUCCAAUUACGGUUGGACAGACGAAAAGAAAAAGAAUUAAGGCAGAUCGUUCUCUGCUCAAGGAUAGAGAAUAUGAUCCCGAUAAACAUUGCGGUGUUUGGAAUGAUGAAACAUCAAAACCAUGUACUCGUUCUCUUACCUGUAAAGCGCAUACUGUUUCGUUACGACGGACUGUCAGUGGAAGAAGCAAAUCUUUUGACAAGUUAUUAGCAGAACAUCGUGCUGCAAAGGAAUUACCGUCCAGACCUGCAAAAUUUACUGUUACUGGCACAGUGACAGUGUCUUCUGACGUAACUAAUCUAAAAUCCUUAACUUCUAACACUCCCCUUUCUACAACAGAAACUGAUACCCCUAGUUCGCCGCCUGUUUUAUCACUGCCAGAUACUUACCCACUGCCACAGGCUGUUGAUUUGCUUUAUCGGUGUCUGGCCCCGCAUGGCUCCACUAAACCUACAAAACUGGAAGAUGAUUUUGCUAAUGAAGAACUAAGACUGGAAUCAACGUUAAAUAAAUCAACAAGCUCUACAACUGGCAUGACAACAUCAAUAUCAGUUGUUUUACCACCACUAUCACCAAGAUCAUCAAUAACCGAAGAAUCUCCAGUAGCUAUGUUGAUUCCAGUAACUAGCUCAUCAACAAUUCAAAUGGGAACAACGCUAUUGCCAGUUAGACAACCAAUCGUUACAAUGGCUCUUGAAGCAAAUGCGCCUAUGGAAAUUGAUUCUGUAAAUUCGUCUAUUUAUUCACCUGUCUCAAUGUACAAGGACAAUAAUCAUCUUGUACUUCAAUUGCCACGAUCAAAUAAUUCUCAACAAUCUAUUUCUAGAAACUAUCAAACUCAAACUUCAAUGUCUGUACUUAAUAUUUUCAAUCCUACGGAACAUAUGGAUUUUCAAAGAAAUCAAAUUAAUGGUAAAAAUGAUUAUAAUGAAGAUAAUCAGAAUAAUUCUGUAAGUCGUCAAGUGAAAAGAAGUAAACAUGAUUAUUGUCCAGAAUUCUCAACAGCUAUUCAAGUCGAAGCAACUACAACAUCAACUCCAUAUCCUCAUUUUGAGGAUAUUUCAUGGUCAAAUUGUCAUCCUGAACCAUUAGCCGUAAGCCGUUGGCUUCGAAUUACAUCUAGUCGAAAGCAGUAUAAUUUUAAUAUUCACUGACAUAAAAGCCCUCCCACUCCAGGCUAAAAAUUUUUACUGCAUUUAUCAUCUACCUCUCGUAUUAUACUUUCGUUUAUAUAUCUUUAGCCUGUUGAUAAGGGAAUAUCUUAAUUCUGUGUUGUCAACAUUCGUUGCUUAAGUUGAGAACAAUAUUGAAGAUAAAUAGAAAUUCAGAGUAUCAGGACAUUUAAGAUACGAAGGAGAACAUUAGACUAUUCAUGCAACGCGUACAAUGCUUUUUUAAAAACAUCCAUUAAUGUAGUGCUGAACAAUAUAUAUUGCCAUCGACAAAAAUUUUGCGAAUAAUGCGAGUCAUUGAAAAAUAUACUCGCAUUAAAAUUGAGAUCUACAAAAAUAAACGUAGAGACUUUUCUUUAUUGUUUUGGAAAGCUUAUUUAUUUAUUUCGAAUUUUUGACUCUGACUUCUUGAAUGGUCCAGAAAUAUUUAGACAGACGUCUGUUUAAUAUAAGUAAUCCGUGGAAUAAAAGGUUUCCAUUGAUCCCAAGAACAAUAAUAAAUGUUGCCAGGUUUUUUAGUAAUUAAAAAAAAUAGUGCGAAUGUACCUGUCGUAUCUUUUUAAUAUGUAUCAUUUUUUCGAAAUUUAAUUUCCAGCGCAAGAAAGAAAAAGUCACUAUGUUUUUAUAAAAGUUAUUUUUAUUUUUAUAUUUUUCAAUAACUCGCGACGUUAGCGUUUAAAAAAUUUCCGCCGGUAGUUUAUAUAUAUUAAGGUGAAAAAAUUUGUAUGAAUUUCAAAAAAGGGUCUGAAAUUGUUUUUAUAGAAGUUUAAAAAUUUUUUUGGAGUAGAAAAUUUUUUUUUGUAUUGUGGACAUCCCAAUAUACGUAAUAAAUUAAAAUAUGGGUUCACUGUUGUAAAUGUUCAAUUAUAAAUACUCUUUUUUUGUGACUGUUAUUGAAUACAUUUUGUAUAGAGACUAAGGCUGUGCAAUUUAAUUCCUAAAAUAAUUUGAUUAACGAACAUGUCUCCUAACAAAUUGAAUAAAAUAAAUUUAUGACUUCGAAAAUAACGUAAAAAUUGUAUUAAAAAAAAUCGUAAUUCUCAAUAUAAGAAAUAUUUUUUAAUUAAAAACUACACGGAGAGAACUCUGUUACUAAUAACGCACAAGUAGGUGCCAUUCGCUUUUCGUAACAGAAGCGCCUUGCUAAUUUAGGUCAGAUUCAUGCGUUAUGUGCAACACUAGUUUCAGUGCGCGAAUAGUAAAAGUCACGUACAAAUUCUCCACUCAACUGUUGCUACAAACGCUCCACACCUCUGUGUGCUGCAUUUGCUCGAAAUCCAUGAAAAAUCAGCAUGGAUUUCUUGCAAAUCGAGCUGAAACGUAACGCGCAGGCGUCGUGAAUUUCGUCAGUGAAAGAAAUCGAAACGCAUAGGAAUAGAAAUUCGUCACGCACGCGCGUUACGUUUUUCCUCGAUUUGCAAGAAAUCCAUGCUGAUUUUUCAUGGAUUUCGAGCAAAUGCAGCAAAGAAAGGUGUUGUGCAUUUUCGUCAUGUUUCUGGAGCGUUUGUUGCAUACACUUGUUGUAGAAUUAGUAUGUGGACUUAUACUAAUAUUUCACACAGCACCGUUUUGCUAUAAACUCAUAAAUUCGUGAAAAAAUAACUCCAGUCUCAAGCGAUAUUUCCAAAACAUAUUCUGUUGGAAAAAUAGUAACAGCCCGUCGUGCAAUAUUCGUAAGAGAGUUCUCUUCGUGUAUUUUUUUCUUUUUUCCACUAACGCAGUUUUGUUCAUUAGUAAAUAGUAAUUUUCUUAAUUUAUAAAACAUUUUUGUUUAGAUUUGAUAAUAGGAAAUUUUUUUUUAAAUCUAACAUAAUAUGUACAUAUUUGUAAUUGUUGUGAUUAUGUACAUAUGCCGAAUAGCGAUGUAACAUUAAACACCUCUCACAUAUUUUAUCAUUCUAGUCUAUAAUUAGUUAACCGAUUUUUUUAUUAAUAUUUUAUAAAUAUUAAUUUUUCUCAAAAAAAUGUUGAAAUUAGAUGCUUUCUACUGUAGUACAUUGUGUACUGUAUCAUCAGUAAUCAUCAUCUGAUUUCGAAUUUUUAUUUUCUAAAAAAAUGAUAAAAUUCUGAAAGGAAUGACGCUUAAACGAAGAGGUUAUAUUAAUCUUUGUGUUAGUUUUUUUUAACACUUUCUUUAAUUUUUAAUUAUAUUUACAAACAUGUUCUCCUUUAAAAGUUACCAGACAUAAGAGUUAAAAAUAAGAAUAAGCGUAUUCUAUAAGGAGGUAACAUGGAAGAUCUUAUUUAUUAUUCAUUUUUCGCAAAACAUAUCCGUAAUAAACCAUGUAAAUUGCAAAUUUUGUAAAGCGUAAUAUUACAUACCUCAGUAAUGCUCACGAUAAUGUAUGUGAAAUAAAAUGCUAAUAAGAAAUAUUUUAGAUUAUUCUAAAAGUUAAUGACACAUGACAUGUAACGGAUCAUGUGAAAAAUAUUUCAGGUUCUUCUACAAUACUUAAAAUGCAUCAAAUGGAACAAAGUGAGAGGUGUUUUUUUUUUAAUAAUAAAUUUUAUAUUUCUGGUUGUGAAGUUAAUUAUUUCAUUAAAAAUUUUUUUUUUAACACAAUGGACUAAAAAUUUGGGAUAUUAAAGGACACAAAAAUAGUUUGUGUCAAUAUUUAUAUGAUCAAAUAUCUCGAAUCUUUAAUUUUGACUUCGAAAAAAAAUGUAAUGGCAUAUAAAUAAAAAUUUGUAUAUAAGUUAAGAUAAUCGAAGAGAAUUAAAUUUUAUACUUGAACAUAUAACA